Eimeria tenella is the source of this 3069-nucleotide messenger RNA. RefSeq lists its product as uncharacterized. NCBI's taxonomy places the organism in Eukaryota, Apicomplexa, Conoidasida, Eucoccidiorida, Eimeriidae. The record is from RefSeq and is a predicted model, not a curated record. The transcript is spliced from 14 exons. Bases 1 to 3069 code for a protein of 1022 amino acids.
AUGCCUUGGCUUGUCGGUUACUGUGACAACUCUGCGGCGACAGACAGCCCCAGGUGUCUAGGGCGGACCCGUCUUCCAGCUAAUGCAAGCGACCCCAACAAUACUUAUAUUAUUCUAGUACAUGUGAUGAUGCACUGGCGUAUGAGUGUGCUUGUUGGAAGGACUUGCGACGACAGACACAGCGACGCUAGAGGUACCAGGGACACGGGGCCUUUGGGCAAACUUAGUAUCGUUGUACGAGUUCUACCGUCGGCAAUAGACCUCAAACUCGAAGCAGCAAGCAGGAUACUUGCAUGCGCUGCCAGCCAAACUCAGACCACAAAUAUGUCCCCCGCGGAGGCUGAACCACCUCGCCAUCAGUCACCAGACACGCUUAUGGCCGGCGAAGCAGCAGCAGCAGCAAAGUCGGCUACACUGUCGAGUGCAGCAAUAUCACGGAACCAGGAAACCCCAGGUACUGCAGCGCCGGUGGGUGGGGAAGAAAGCGCAAUGCCAGGAGACGCAGUUGAAGCCAAUAAGGCGCAGGGAGGUGCAGGCGAGGCUCCAGGCAGCGGUUCAUCUACAGUAGCCAACGCAGCAUCUGGUAACUCAACAGCAUCCUCAUUACAAACAGCACCGGUGGGAAGGAAAGUUGCAGACAACGCAAAUGAAGAUUCUAAAAAUGUCGCAACCAACAGAUCUGAAGGAGAUAGGAGCACUUUCAUCGAUGUACUGCAGCAUGACUUGAACGCGGCGGUACAGCGCGUAGAGGCGGGCCGGCUGCUGUUGGAGAGACUGCGGGGAGCGCUGCUUCAACAGGCAGCCGCAGCGUCAACGUAUGCUGCGUCACUGAACAGCGCGGCUGCCACUCUGAAGCCUCUGUCUUCAGAGUCAAGGACAUGUGCUGCCGCUGUGGAGAGUUACAGCUGCCUGUUAGGCAGUUCUGCCUUGCAAGCAAAAGAGCUCUCUGAUGCCCUCCGAAGAGACGUUGUUGCAUCUACACUUGAUAGGACAAUUGAGAACCAUGCCCAAGUCCUCAAACAGGUCGCCCGGGCUCACGUUCAUCUCUCGCUGAAUCGCUUGGCAGCAGGACAGUGGCUAGUAUUUUUGUGGAUGUUUCUUAUCGUCAAGGUCGCUAAUGGAGAGUGGGAUAGGGCGGAGCCAGUGUAUUUGCAUGUGCCUGAGGGUGAACUCAAAAGGCUGUGCCUCACCUCCCAUCCUUCCAUCGUCGUGGCUUACACUCAGGCGGAAGCUUGUACUGUCGGUAAUGAAUUCCCUCCUGCCAUAAUCUAUGUUUAUGUUCAGGUCAAGGUGGACGCUGCAGAGGCCCAGAGGCGAAAUCACCUAGCCGCCGUUGAACAUCAGCGGGCAAUGGAAAAGUACCUGCGCUGCAGCAAACUAGCUGUCGCAGCAGCAGAGACUGCACAGGCCUCACUGUCUUUGCUGCCCUCAACAAAGACGGAGCUGGCGCUUCAGUGUAUACGGCUAUCUGUGGAGGCUCGGCAAGCAGAGGAGGCCUACGUGAUAGCAGUGCAGGCUUUACAACAGCGUAGCGCAGCAACACGUGAUAGGGUGCGUAGUAUCUUGUCUUGUUUAGAGGAGAUGGACUUAAAACGCAUGCAGUGCCUCAAAGAUGCACUGACAAGGGCCGGCGUUUUUGUGGCAGCGAACCUGAGGCACAUGCAGUAUGAUUUAGAGCGCUGUAUCCAAAGCGUGGAAGGAGUCGACCCUGAAUCAGAUCUGCGAGAAUUCGUCGAUGAGCGGAGACUGCAAACGCAUCUGAACGUCUCGCUUCCUACAGUUGAGAAAUGGACUGUGUUAGACGCCGUAUACGGAGACAGCCUACAGCCGGCUGUCUGUAACACGCACACAAACACUGCCGCCACGCCCCUGUCCUCUGCCACGAGCGUGGCACGACAGCUGUUGCAGAAGUCUCCGCUACAAAGAGUCGUCCAAUCUGCAGCGAGUUUAGCUGCUUAUUCAAUAGGAGUUCCUGACACUUCUGCUGCAGAGGCCCCAGACAAGCAAGUGCGUGCAGGGACUGAAGGCAUCCAGGGGCUAUCGAGCCCUCCAGAUGAUGCGGUGCUGCAGCGCCUUCGGGAAGACUAUUCCGGGUUUAUAAACGCACUGUGGACACCCGUUAUGCAGGUACCUGGCAAGGGCGUCUUGCUGCCUGCUGAGACAUGCGCGUUGCUGCUUCACAAGAUGCCCCUCUUGCAGGAAGAGCUCACAUCAUCACUGCACAGGAAUGUAUUCCUGUCUGCGCUGGUGGCUACAAAGCGGAAGAAAGCUGAAGAAAUGCCUGACAGACAAGCACUGCUGCCUUCUAUGCUGCAGCUGCGGCUCCUGGGAGCCUCGUGUGAAUGGCUGUUGACGGCAGCCGACACUCAGCUAGAUGCUUGGUCGGGGAGGCAGCUGUUAUUGCUCGCUGUGGAGAUCGCUGCACCUGGAAGCGCAGCAGAUGACCCUCAGCAACACCAGCAUUGGGAUUGGCAUGAGGCAUUGAUACUGCAGCAGCAGCUUAACAGCGAAGACUAUCCGAAUGCCACUUCGGAGAGCCUGGAGUUAGGGAAGCAAUGCGCACAGCCCAGCAUUGGCACUAGCGGUAACAGUGGCAGCAUAGGCAACCAGAAUGAUGCAUGUAAAGAAGAUAGAGAACCCCCUACAGUCCGUUGGUCUCUUCAUCGUUGUGUAUACCACCAUCGCUACUGGAACCGCGUGACGUUUUGGGAGGAGGCAUUAGCGUUAACCGUCAGUGAAGAACUUCAGCGGCAAAAACUGUCAGAGAAGUGGCAGGCCGCGGGCCCAGAGGUGUUGCAGCAACAAGAAAAGCUGUUCAGGGAGAAGAACCCUUGCUGCAGCAGUCUCCCGUCGUUUGGCUCAUUCAUGUCCCUGUAUGGGAUUGCGACCGAGCAGGUCCACUCACUGUUGCUAUCAGUGUCGAAGCAUUUGAAUCUAGAUGAACAAACGAGCGAAAUGCUAUUGCACGGGGUCUCAGGCGUUGUUGCUCCACAAAACCAACUGCCAGCUUCCUCGGUUGUCAGCAGAAGAGGCAGCAAUGGCGGCGCAAGUAAAAUAUCCACCGGCUAG